GGCAAAGUAGUUUCUCACUCUAGUUUCUCACUCAUCACCCCAUUAGGCAAUAGGCAUUAGCUACCAAUGCUCCCCAUACCUUUUUGCUCCCAUACUUCAAGAUAUACUUACUAUACUUUGCACAACACACACCAAAACAAAAAAAAAAAGAAACCCAAAAUUCCCACUGAUUUCCAGUUUUUUUCCACCCAGCCCAUCUUAAAUCUCUCCCCAUAAGCGCGUAAUCGUCUGAAUUUUCGCGUUCUCCGCUAAUUUUCCGGCAAUUUUUUUUUUCUGGAUUUUUUGGUUGAUAAAUUGUCGGGGUUGGGAGAUGAGAGAGAUCUGAGUAGCGAUUAACGUUGUCUGAAGAAAUGGAUGCUUCCGAGGUGUCGAUUGAUGGGCAUAAUGAUGCAGAAGGCUGUAAUCUCGCACAUGGAAACUCCGGCGCCGGAAAAGUGGAUGCUGAAACGGCGUUAUACACGGAGUUAUGGAGAGCUUGCGCCGGUCCUUUAGUUACCGUACCUCGUGAACACGAGCUUGUUUUCUAUUUUCCCCAGGGUCAUAUCGAACAGGUGGAGGCGUCCACUAAUCAAAGUUCAGACCCAAUGCCGGUGUAUAAUCUUCCGUCCAAUCUUUGUCGAGUCGUUAAUGUACUCUUGAAGGCUGAACCAGACACGGAUGAGGUGUUUGCUCAAGUUACUUUGAUGCCCGAGCCUAACCAAGACGAGAAUGCAGUAAAGAAGGAACCGCCUCCAGCUCCACCGCCUCGUUUUAACGUCCAUUCUUUUUGUAAAACUCUUACAGCAUCAGAUACCAGUACUCACGGUGGAUUCUCUGUACUGAGACGCCAUGCAGACGAAUGUCUUCCCCCACUCGACAUGUCAAGACAACCUCCCACACAGGAAUUAGUGGCCAAAGAUUUGCACGGGAAUGAGUGGCGAUUCAGGCACAUUUUUCGUGGUCAACCACGCAGACACCUCCUUCAGAGUGGUUGGAGUGUCUUUGUUAGUUCAAAGAGGCUCGUUGCUGGAGAUGCCUUCAUAUUCUUGAGAGGCGAGAAUGGUGAGCUACGAGCUGGAGUAAGACGAGCUAUGAGGCAGCAGAGUAACGCUCCGUCAUCAGUCAUAUCUAGCCACAGCAUGCAUCUCGGUGUUCUCGCAACCGCUUGGCACGCCAUUCAGACCAAAACCAUGUUCACCGUUUAUUACAAACCUAGGACAAGCCCAGCCGAGUUCAUUGUCCCUUAUGACGAAUACAUGGAGUCUGUUAAAAGCAAUUAUUCGAUAGGAAUGAGAUUUAAAAUGAAAUUCGAAGGUGAAGAAGCUCCUGAACAGAGGUAUACCGGAACUAUUGUUGGUAUCGAAGACGCUCAUCCGAAGAGGUGGCCGGAGUCUAAGUGGAGAUGCCUAAAGGUGCGGUGGGAUGAAACUUCAGCUAUUCCUCGACCAGACAGAGUUUCCCCGUGGAAAACAGAGCAUGCUCUGUCCCCACCUGCUUUAAAUCCACUUCCCCUGCCUCGACACAAAAGGCCUCGAUCUAGUGUUUUGCCCUCCUCACCCGAUUCCUCUGUUCUCACUCGAGAAGCUUCGUUGAAGAUGACAGUAGUAGAAACUUCUUCUGAGAAGCCAUUUUUGUGGGACCCCUCAUUAGACGAUGACAAGAUUGACGUUUCUGCUUCUAGAAGAUUCACAGAUCUAUUAUCUGGUUUCGACUCGAAAAAUAAUUCGCCCCGUGAUUUCGUCAGUCAUUUUUCGAAGAGACAAAGACAAGGGGAGUUUAGCUUCGACGACAACAACAACAUUUGGUCUACUACGACGCCUUCUUCUUCUUCGUAUGGUCUAUCGCUCAAUAUUAUGGAGUCUAGCUCGAAGAAUAAUAAUGGUGAAUUUAGAUACGGUGAUUUUGGAGAUUAUUCCAAUUAUCCACAAGCGAAUUGGUUUAUGAUGCCCCCUCCUAUUUCGCCCUACCUUCAAAUACCACAAGCUCGAUCGAGGGAGAUACUGCCCAAGUCUUUAUUUGCACAACAAAAACAUGAUGCAAUUGUGAAACCCAAGGAAGGGAACAACUGUAAGCUUUUUGGUUAUCCCCUUGUCAGUAAUUCUGCACCGUCGGAUCAAGCAUUCUUACACAGAAAUCCGACGGUCGAGCCAUCGGAUUGUACGAAAAAUGCGGUACAUUCCAAUCAAUCCCCUGUAUUUGAAUCCGAUCAACGGUCGGAUUUAUCAAAGGGCUCGAAAGUGGUGGAUUAUCCGGUGGCUACAAUUGAGAAAGAGAGCAAAGGUCACUCGGCUUCGACAAGGAGUUGCACCAAGGUUCAUAAGCAGGGUUCGGCCCUCGGUAGGUCUGUGGAUCUUACCAAGUUUGAAAAUUACGACGGAUUGAUUUCGGAAUUGGAUACUAUCUUCGAAUUUAAUGGCGAACUUAAAGAUAGGAACAAGAAUUGGCUAGUUGUGUAUAUCGAUGACGAGGAUGAGAUGAUGCUUGUUGGAGAUGAUCCGUGGGAAGAAUUUUGUGGUAUGGUUCGCAAGAUCUUAAUCCUUACAAAAGAGGAGGUGCAGCGUAUGAAUCCGGCGACUUUAAGUUCGAAAGGCGAAGAAAAUUCUUCGAUGCCAUUAUCGAGCCCCGAUGAUUGCUAGUUGUCCACCUCUAUCCAGGUGUAGUGCAGGGGAGGAAGGAGACUGUAUAUCAAUCUAACUGUCAAAUUUCGACAUUGAACGGUGAGAUGUGUACGGAGUUCCUUUAAUAUAUAUGCGAGAUUCUCUAUAUAGACGAACUUAUCAGUAUUUACAGUUUUGAAACCUGUUGGGGAACCAACUUCUGGUGCCCUAUAUGAUAUACUUAAUUAUAUAUAUAGCUGACAUUUGUAAGAAUGUAAAUAGUCACCGCCGAAUCCCCUUAGCAUCGAUGUAAUUGAGAACUGAAUACAAAGUCUAGUAUGUAUUUGUUCGUGCAUAGUCGAUGAUUUAAUAUUUACGCGAAAAUAUAUAUAUGUAGUAUAUUGGUGUUGGAGUUAA
Messenger RNA from Erythranthe guttata (spotted monkey flower), 2993 nucleotides. RefSeq names its product auxin response factor 2B-like. Lineage: Eukaryota; Viridiplantae; Streptophyta; Magnoliopsida; Lamiales; Phrymaceae. Gene Ontology annotation, biological process: regulation of DNA-templated transcription; response to hormone. Gene Ontology annotation, cellular component: nucleus. Gene Ontology annotation, molecular function: DNA binding. The record is from RefSeq and is a predicted model, not a curated record.